ACCCAACCCAACCCAGAGGUCGAUGGUUUGUCUUCUUUUUUAUUCAUCUUCUUCGUCUUCGAAUCUUGCUAUUGUUGUUGUUCUUUCUCAUUAACAAGUCUGAGCAACAAUGGCUGACGAAUCUAACAGAACCGCAUUUUUGGAGCUUCAAGGUCGGAUGAUAGAUAUCUCCGCAAAACUGAAGCAGGUGCAGAACCAGUUGCGCGGCAAAGAAGGUGAAAAGAAGAGAGCUUUCUUGACCUUAGAGGAGCUUCGUCAAGUGUCCGAUGACACAAAUACCUAUAAAUCAAUUGGGAGAACGUUUGUCUUAGAGCCUAAGUCGUUCUUAAUGAAUGAACUACAAGGGAAGCUUCAGGAUAGUGAGACUGCUAUUGCCUCACUCACGACCUCUAGGGAUUAUUUGGAGAAACAAAGGGCCGAAGUGGAGACCAACUUGAGGGAGUUGUUAAGCCAAGAUCCUGGCCUUGCUCUUCAGAUUAUGUCCAUGACUGUUAUGUGAUAAUGCUCAUGUACCUUUUAUUUCAUUUGUGAAACUAUUAGUGUUUGAGCAACCAAUUUCUUAUCAUUUUAUGCUCUUUAAUAAUAGUGUUUAAUUUUAAUGUAGUCGUAUCUAAUGCUCUUCAUUUUCAAUUGGCUGUCAUGUCAGCUUCUGAAUUGCAUUUGUUGGAAAGAUAUUUCAUUAUGAUGGCUA
This is a messenger RNA of Cannabis sativa, 691 nucleotides long. RefSeq names its product prefoldin subunit 1. The record is from RefSeq and is a predicted model, not a curated record. Gene Ontology annotation, molecular function: protein folding chaperone. Bases 110 to 499 code for a protein of 129 amino acids. Lineage: Eukaryota; Viridiplantae; Streptophyta; Magnoliopsida; Rosales; Cannabaceae. Gene Ontology annotation, cellular component: cytoplasm; prefoldin complex. Gene Ontology annotation, biological process: protein folding. The transcript has 6 exons.